Messenger RNA from Gambusia affinis (western mosquitofish), 2814 nucleotides. RefSeq names its product WD repeat domain 53 (gene wdr53). Gene Ontology annotation, molecular function: protein binding. The transcript is spliced from 2 exons. Bases 1439 to 2587 code for a protein of 382 amino acids. The record is from RefSeq and is a predicted model, not a curated record. NCBI's taxonomy places the organism in Eukaryota, Metazoa, Chordata, Actinopteri, Cyprinodontiformes, Poeciliidae.
ACUACACCCUUUCACAUGGUAGCAUGCUAAAGUUGUGACUUCUCCUCGCCAAGGUAGUAAAAUUUUUACAUACAGAAGCUCAAACUAAUGCCACGUUGCUUGCGUGAGUUACUUUAAACUUUACGUGCGUACGUUUUUAGCCGCUGUCAUAAAGUCAACUGGGGCAAAAAGCAUUUUAGCGUCGAGGCUAAUCAGUUAGCCACAUAGCUGAGGCAGUUUGUUUUGACAUCUUCUGAAGCAUGGUCGUCUUUGGUGCGGAAUGGAGCAUUGGUGGGCAGUCAAACAUGUCGGCACUUCUUUGUAACAAUUCAACAAAUAUCAAGCCAAGUUUUUUGCAUAGUGCAUUUAAGCAACAAGGCAGUUCAAAGUGCUCCACUUGAUAAAACAUAACACCAAGACUAACCAAAAAAGAAACUUAACAAUACAGUGAAAAAAUAAACACACUUAUAAUAAGUUAUAGGGAUAAUAAUAAAAUAAAUUCAGUUCCAUUAAAAAAUGCUCGUAUCCGAGUGCCUCUGGUGGGAUAUCUGGUAGCAGUCAGCUUUGCAACGAAUCUGAAGAGGCCUCUGAUUGAAGACUAUCAGUGUCUAUGCAGCAGAGACAGUAUUCCACAGUAGCACGUCCUGGACGGCAGCAACAGUUGUUGACAAGCACUUCUAAUCCAUUUACUUUUGCUGCUUCUCCUUAAAUCUGUCUGGCAGUAUGGAUAGAAAGCCUGGCAGAGAGAUGUUGGGUUUGGGGAUUUGAUCCUUAUCUGUUAUGAUUCUUGCUCUUCUGAACGAAUUAUCAACGGGAAGGCUGGUCAGUUCUAUAGUCAGGUUAAUUAAUCCAUUAAGAUAUAACAUAAUGGUAUGAUGUUCCAUUUAAUUAAGUAACAACCUAAAAAUGGCAAAUAAAUAGCUUCUGUUUGCUCUUUAUAGUGAAAAAACCUCUACAGUGUUUUCCAAUGAUUUAAGUUGCAUUUUAUUUCAUCAGAAUGCAUCCCUAUACAUUUUCCUGUGUGUGAAAAUAUACUUACACAAAUUAUUACUACAAACAGGAAUAUAUAAUGAGCAUUCAAAUUUUUGGAACUGUGUUACAGAAGCUACAUGAGAGCGAAGUUCCCAUUUUUAGUUAUUUUGCAUGUUGAAGUAUUGAAACAAUAAUUACAAAAGAAAAGGAAAUAUAAUUUAAUAAAUCACCCAAGUUAGGUUUUACUCUCACAUUUGAUUUGAAAAGCAGAAAUCAGAGCCGAACUGUCUUGAAACUAAUAUUUAUUUUGUCUGCACUGAGCUUUCAAUUUUAAUGACAUCAUACGCCUAUUUUAUUACUGCCUGAUGUAUUUAAAAUGUUUAUAAAUCAUGUAGUUAGCAGUCUUACUACUUAGUCUAAAUGUAGCAAGCGAUGUUAAAACAAAUGACUACGAUUUCGCGUUUUUACCUUCCCGAAUGUGGUCAGUAUGGGCAGCCUGUGGUCUGAGGGCCACUCGUCCUCCAUCCUCUGCGUCAGUGCGUCUCCGGGCCCAGAGGGCCUGAUCGCUUCUGGUGCCGAGGGCGGAGAGGUGACGGUGUGGACUCAAGAGGGCGUCGUGGUCGGGCGUCUGGCUCUCCCCGGACAGGAGGACGUUACCAGCGCAGCGUUCUCACCCGCAGCCUCCGCCCACCUGUACGUGUCGCACGGAGACGGGGUGAGCGUGUUCGACCCCCGGAACCUGAAGGGCCCGGCGGAGGAUUUCCGCGGUGCCGGGGAGGAGGAGAUUAAUGCUGUAGCUCUGAAUGAGACUGGCUCAAACGUGGCCGUGGCCGACGACUCUGGGGCGGUGAGGAUACUCGAGAUUCCAGGUGGGAAAGUGUGCCGGAGUCUCCGCAGACACACAAACAUCUGCUCCUCUGUGGCUUUCCGACCUCACAGACCCAAUAACCUCGUCUCUGUGGGACUGGACAUGCAGGUGAUUCUGUGGGGUCUGCAGAAGACCCGCCCACUGUGGACUCUCAACCUGCAGGACGCGGCAGAAGAAGCGGGUGACCAGCACCAGCAGCGGCCGGGCCAGCUCUUCAACCCCCCUCUGGCUCACUGCGUUUCAGUGUCGGGCUGCGGCAACGUUUUGGGCUGCGCCGCCGAGGACGGCCGGGUCCACUUGAUGCGGAUCGGCGGCGGCUCCAAACUGGAGCAGCGGGGAGCCGUCAAGGCUCACACUCAGGGAGCCUCCCAGGCCCAUUUCAUCAGCUUCCUCUCCCACCCUCACUGGAUGGUCACCGGGGGAAACGACGGCCUCGUGGCCCUCUGGGACCUCGGCAAGCACCCGGUGGUGAAUCCAGAGGGAAAAACACAGACGACGGCUCCUCAUCGCCGCAAAGGUAAGAGCAGCAGGAGAAGAGAGCAGGCUCAGGAGAAGUCGAAGCAGAAGGCAGACGAGGAGGAGGACGACGCAGCUGCGAAGGACCAGGAGUCGCCGACGGAGGAGGAGACGACGUCUGGACCCAAACUGAGCAUCAGUCACGGGGACAAGGUGAACUGGCUGUGCCCCGCUGUGCUGAAAGGAGAACCAAGCGUGAUAGUUGCAGAUCAGAGCACCAAUCUGACCGUCUACCCUCUGUCUCAGCUUUAGCUUCAAGCACGCUACUUUUUCUUCUGUUGGAAAAAAGAAAUUAACAUUUUAUUUGGUGAAUAGUUGGGUUUUUUUCUCUCCGAAUUUUAUUUGACUUUUGGGUCACUCUUCAUUUGUUUGUUUCUGUGUCUUUAAAACUAGAUGCAAACAUUUAUAUACGGCUUCAAUAUGCGUUAUGCUUUUUUGCCUGUGUGUGGGCUCCUUUGAAAUAAACUCCUUGAAAUAAA